Ornithorhynchus anatinus (platypus) is the source of this 502-nucleotide messenger RNA. Its product is annotated as zinc finger MYM-type protein 3-like. NCBI's taxonomy places the organism in Eukaryota, Metazoa, Chordata, Mammalia, Monotremata, Ornithorhynchidae. The record is from RefSeq and is a predicted model, not a curated record. The annotation marks the transcript as partial. The transcript is spliced from 2 exons.
CCCGCCCGCCCCCAUGGACCCCGGCGACUUCCCCGACCCCUUCGACCCCCUGAGCCUGCCCGAGAAGCCCCUGGCCGGCGACCUGCCCGAGGACAUGGAGUUCGGCGAAGACCUGCUGGGCUCGCAGACGGCCCCCCCCGGGGGCUGGAUGGCGCCCGUGGCCCCCGGCGUGGGGGGCCUGGGCCUGCUGGACGCCCCCCGGGCGGGCCUGGAGAAGGGGCCCGGCCUGCUGGACGGGGCCACGGAGCUGCUGGAGCUGGGGGCGCUGCUCUACAAGGACCCCUCCCCCCCGGCCGGGGAGCGGGGGCCCGGGGAGGCCCUGAGCUGGGAGGUGGGGGACCGGCCCGCCAAGGCCUCCCCGCUGCCCGGGCCCGGGGCCGCGGGGAGCCCCGAGCCCCUCAUCCUGCCGCCGCCCCACCUGGAGGAGGAGGAGGACGAGGAGGAGGAAGAGGAGGAGGCGGCGGCGGCGGAGGAGGAAGAGGAGGAGGUCGCCGCCGCCGCC